AUGAGCGCCUUAGGGAAUCGUAUGAAAAUGGGCCUGGCAUCUAAUUCAUUUACUCCACAACAUGAUCCGAUGCUGGACACUACUCUUGAAAAACGAAUGUAUUUUGACAUACAAGCAACAACACCUCUUGAUCCAAGGGUUCUUGAUGCAAUGCUACCACUUUACACAACUGUGUUUGGAAACCCGCAUUCCAGAACACACAUACAUGGAUGGCAAGCAGAAAAGGCAGUAGAGAAGGCAAGAGCACAGGUGGCAUCGCUUAUCAACUGCGAUCCAAAAGAACUUAUCUUUACAAGCGGUGCAACUGAAAGUAACAAUAUGGCACUCAAAGGAGUAGCAGGAUUCAAGAUGAAGGAUGGAAAGCCAAUCCAUAUAAUAACACAGGUUACUGAGCACAAGAGUAUUCUUGAUACAUGUAGGAAUCUGGAGGAGGAAGGCGUGGAAGUUACGUAUCUGCCUGUGGGUAGCGAUGGUAUGAUUGAUCUCAAUCAGCUUAAAGCAAGCAUUAAGGAAAACACAGUCUUGGUUUCUAUAAAUGCAGUUAAUAGUGAAAUUGGAGUUAUACAGCCACUGAAGAAGAUAGGAACAAUGUGCAAGGAAAGAGGUGUGCUUUUUCAUACAGAUGCAGCACAAGGCGUGGGAAAGAUACAUAUUGAUGUUGAUGAAAUGAACAUAGAUUUACUGAGCAUGUGUGGACACAAGAUGUAUGGGCCAAAGGGUGUCGGGGCGCUGUAUACCAGGAGAAGGCCCCGCAUCAGGAUGGUUGCUCUUAUGAAUGGAGGAGGGCAGGAGCGAGGACUCAGAAGCGGAACUGUGGCUCCUCCACUGGUCGCAGGCCUUGGAAAGGCUGCAGAGAUUUGCUUGAAAGAGAUGAAGAGAGAUUACAAAAAUAUCAAAGAACUCUCUGACAAGCUCAAAUGCAUGUUUAGAAAGAACAUUGAUGGAGUACUAAUGAAUGGAUCGAAAGAAGGAUUUCCCGGAUGCAUAAAUGUGUCGUUUCCAUAUGUAGAGGGAGAAAGUCUUUUGAUGUACCUGAAGGAUAUUUCGCUUAGUAGUGGAAGCGCCUGCACAUCUGCAUCUCUGGAGCCAUCAUAUGUUCUAAGGGCACUUGGAAGGGAGGAUGACUUAGCACAUUCAUCAAUAAGAUUUGGGAUUGGAAGGUUUACUAUGCCUGAUGAGGUUGAAGCAGUGGGAAAAAAAACGAUUGAGGCAGUAAAUGGCUUAAGGGCAAUGUCCCCUCUCUAUGAGAUGGUCAAAGAGGGGAUUGAUCUCUCGAAGAUUGAUUGGGGCUCAUGA
Molecule: messenger RNA, 1296 nt
Organism: Ordospora colligata OC4
Lineage: Eukaryota; Fungi; Microsporidia; Ordosporidae
Product: cysteine desulfurase/transaminase
Exons: 1
Coding region: 1-1296 (431 amino acids)
Biological process (GO): [2Fe-2S] cluster assembly
Cellular component (GO): mitochondrion; cytosol
Molecular function (GO): cysteine desulfurase activity; pyridoxal phosphate binding
Source: RefSeq, a predicted model, not a curated record